Molecule: messenger RNA, 3118 nt
Organism: Elgaria multicarinata webbii
Lineage: Eukaryota; Metazoa; Chordata; Lepidosauria; Squamata; Anguidae
Gene: CLPX
Product: caseinolytic mitochondrial matrix peptidase chaperone subunit X
Exons: 14
Coding region: 123-2015 (630 amino acids)
Biological process (GO): protein folding
Cellular component (GO): mitochondrial matrix
Molecular function (GO): ATP binding; protein dimerization activity; zinc ion binding
Source: RefSeq, a predicted model, not a curated record
UCGAGCGCUGAGGCGGUGACUGUCGGUGGGGGUCGGCGAGAAGAAGGCCGAGAAGCGGCGGCGGGUGUUGAUUCGACGCGGCUCCCGGCUGGAGGGAGAAGGAGGAGAGGAGGAGCGCGGACAUGGCCGCUUGUAACACCUGCGCAGCGGCUGCGCGGCUCCUCAGCUCCUCGCUGCCGUCGGCGCGGAGAGGUUUUACAUGUGGCCGUUCCUGCCUUCCUGUCUUAGGAAUAAUUGGGACUUUUGAAACUCAGUCGCUAAGGUCUAUUCCAUUUAGAACUUUUUCAGAAACGCCAGCAUACUUUGCUUCAAAAGAUGGUGCAAGCAAAGAUGGUUCAGGAGAUGGUGGAAAGAAAAGUGUUGGUGAGGGCAACAGUAAAAAGUCAAGUUCUGGAAGCUCUGGCAAAGGUGGAAACCAGCUGCGUUGCCCGAAAUGUGGUGACUUAUGCACACACGUGGAGACCUUUGUGUCUUCUACCCGCUUUGUGAAAUGUGAAAAAUGCCACCACUUCUUUGUUGUGUUGUCAGAAGCAGACUCCAAAAAGAGCAUCAUUAAAGAGCCGGAGUCAGCAGCUGAAGCUGUGAAGUUGGCCUUCCAACAGAAGCCUCCACCUCCACCCAAAAAAAUCUAUAACUACCUCGACAAGUAUGUUGUUGGCCAGUGUUUUGCCAAGAAGGUCCUUUCAGUUGCCGUGUACAAUCAUUAUAAGAGAAUCUACAACAAUAUCCCUGCCAAUUUGAGACAACAAGCUGAAGUUGAGAAGCAAAGCUCCUUAACACCAAGAGAAUUAGAAAUAAGAAGACGGGAGGAUGAGUACAGAUUUACAAAACUUCUCCAGAUUGCUGGCAUUAGUCCCCAUGGCAACGCGUUAGGGGCAUCAAUGCAGCAACAGGUGAAUCAACAGAUGCCCCAGGAGAAACGAGGAGGCGAAGUAUUAGAUUCAACUCAUGAUGACAUCAAACUUGAAAAAAGUAAUAUUUUGCUGCUUGGACCAACUGGCUCAGGUAAAACCCUGCUGGCUCAGACUCUGGCUAAAUGCCUGGAUGUCCCUUUUGCAAUCUGUGAUUGUACCACUUUGACUCAAGCCGGCUACGUGGGUGAAGACAUUGAGUCUGUCAUUGCAAAACUACUGCAGGAUGCAAACUACAAUGUAGAAAAAGCUCAACAAGGAAUUGUUUUCUUGGAUGAGGUGGAUAAGAUUGGCAGCGUGCCAGGCAUUCAUCAGUUGCGGGAUGUGGGAGGAGAAGGAGUUCAGCAAGGUUUGUUAAAAUUACUGGAAGGUACAAUAGUGAAUGUUCCAGAAAAGAAUUCCCGCAAGUUACGUGGUGAGACUGUGCAGGUCGAUACAACCAACAUCCUCUUUGUAGCCUCUGGUGCUUUUAAUGGUCUCGAUAGAAUCAUCAGCCGGAGGAAAAAUGAAAAGUAUCUCGGCUUUGGAACUCCAUCAAACCUGGGUAAAGGCAGAAGAGCCGCUGCGGCUGCAGACGUGGCUAAUUUAGGUGGAGAGUCCAGCACGCAGCAAGAUAUGGAAGAAAAAGAUCGCUUGCUACGGCAUGUUGAAGCACGAGAUCUUAUUGAAUUUGGCAUGAUCCCCGAGUUUGUGGGGCGUUUGCCGGUGGUGGUUCCGCUGCACAGCCUUGAUGAGAAAACCCUUGUACGGAUUCUUACUGAGCCCCGGAAUGCUGUGAUUCCCCAAUACCAAGCAUUAUUCAGCAUGGACAAGUGUGAAUUGAAUGUUACUGAGGAUGCUCUAAAGGCAAUAGCCAGGUUGGCUCUAGACCGCAAGACCGGCGCUAGAGGUCUUCGAUCUAUAAUGGAAAAGUUAUUGCUGGAACCGAUGUUUGAAGUACCCAAUUCUGAUAUUGUAUGUGUGGAAGUUGACAAAGAUGUCGUGGAAGGAAAAAAAGACCCAGGUUAUGUCAGGGCUCCAGCUAAAGAUUCUUCUGAAGAAGAGUAUGACUCAGGAGUAGAAGAAGAAAGCUGGGGUCGCCAAGCAGAUGCUGCAAACAAUUAAAAACUGUCAGACUGUUCGGCAGAAAAUGCACUUAAAUGUUUUCAUUUUUUGAGACUACACUUGGCUUUGCAGCCUAUUGAUAACGUUGGAUCUUUCCUGAAUAUGAUACAUGGUCAGAAAAUGUUGACAACGCUAAUGAAAAACAGAUCAUGUAUUUCUUGUAACAUCAUAUUGAUUUAUUCAGUGGACACUUGGACUUCAAUGAUAUAAUGUUCAAAAAUUAAUUGUAUAUUACAUUUUGCUCAAUUUAAAAAAACAAAAUAUUUUUUUUACUGCAUAAAAACAAUUUCUCUCCUGCAAAAUUCACCCCUUUCCCCUUUGGCUAUCUUGGGGAGGAAAUGUUUUGCUCAUUUUCCUCCACCGGGAGCACUGCAGAGAGAAGGCGCUACACACCUGUGCAUGAGUGGCCUGCAGCACGCUCCCUGUUCCCCCACACCUGACAUUUAGAUGACUGCAGCAGUACUCCAUUGUGAGUAUCUUCUCUCAACUUCAGCAAGUGGUGCCACUUUGUGGCAGUGGAAAAUAGCUCUUCUUUCUAAUAACAGUGACAUAGCCCGAUCUGAUUCUGCGUGACUAUGUGAGAACAGUCACUGAGAACAAAGGAAGUUAGUUGAGGGAGGGCAUUGAACUACUCUUGUUCUCAUCAUGUGGCAAAAAUUUGACUGGCUGUGUGACGUCGCUGUUACUAGGAUCUAGGGACUGUACUUAAUAUUUUUUUUAAAAAAAAAAGUGCCAGGGCUUUAAACAGCAGUAAGCCAGCAUGAAAAAAGUAAGAUUUUGAGCAUGUUUAGGGAAACAUUAGGCCCCUCAAAAUCCUGAUUUUUUGCAAUGGAAUUCUUACUGAAUAACUUUCAGCUGAACCCUAGCCUUUUCAGUUCUGGAACGCAAUGGAGGUAUUGCCAGUAGGUAAGGAAUUUUACAGUAAUGAUACUUUACAAAUUUGGCAUGGAAACUAACAUAUAUAAAAAAAUAAAGCUAAGCUAUUUCAAAUCUCUUUCUCUCCUUCAGUUUGGAGAUCAUUCAGAAUGUGUUAAAUAUCUCUUCUGCUUGAAAUGCAGUAGGUGCUAGAGGUACUUGUUACAUUUAUUAUGGAAGCUACCCUU